AUGCUGCCGUACCUGUUCCCUGAGCUGUCCACCUUUGCUACAGUCGCCGAUCUUAUCACUCACCUUCGCACUAGUGAUGCUCGCCUGCGUGCCGCCCUUCCCACCGAGUUCUGCGCUAAGAAUCCCCCUCCCCUGUACUGGACACUCCACUUCAUAGUCACCCGUCUCCCUGACACCCUCAGCUCAGUUCGAGACCACUUCCUUGCUCGCUGUCCCACUGAGCUCACAGUCGCCCUCCUAGAGGAGCAGCUGCUAGCGGCCGAAAAGAGCAUUGUAGCUGUCGGUGCUGCUCGUGGCGCUCCUCGCACCCCCAUCUUUGAGGGGUGUUCUCCCUCUCCCCUCGCUCCCUCCUACGCUACUGCUGCUGCUGUUGACUUCCUUGGUGCUGACUCCCAGCAGCAGCAGCGUCCCCAGACGACCCAACAGCUUCGUGAGUGGCUUGCUCAGCGUGGGACGUCGGGGGGCAGUGGCCGCUGUUCCUAUGUCAUUCGCACAGGUGACCGCAAGGGACAGACGUGUGGGAGGUUCCACACCCCGUACCGCUGCUUCUCCCGCCUUGACGACGCUUGGCGUGAGGAGAUGGGCGAGGAUGUUGAGCGCCCCCGCUGGGCUGAGCUCAUGAGGGCUGGUGUUGAUAUCUUUGCUCUUGACUAUGAUGCUAUUAUUGCUGCCAUGUAUGCAUUGACUGUUAGUGCCGAGGGAGACUGUUACUUGUGUGUGCCGCCUGACCCAGGUAUAGAGCCCGCUGCCCUGGGUACUAGUGAGUCUGCUCUCUCUGGUAUGGUGCCCCCUGUACUUGCUCCCUCCAGUGCUGUCCCGGCUGUUUGCGAGUCUGCUCUCUCAGGUACAGCACCCACAGAGACUGCUCUCUCAGGUACCGCACCGGCUGAGGCCUGUCACACCUUCACCCUUGACUCAGUCCUUGCCCAGUCCACCACUGUGCUCCCUUGUCCGGCGGUUCCGUCUGGCUCGUUGUCGGGUUUCCACCUCCCCUCGUUCUCGACGAACCUGGUGAGCAACGCUGUCAUCCAGGAUCAGUGGGUUGACACCUUUACCCCUGGAGGACAGCGUGUGGCGAUCUGCACGUGCUCCAGGACCGGCCGUCACCUGGCUACGUUUACCCGUCGGCCGGGGUCGAGUCUCUACACACUGACCACUGCGUCUCCUCAGGUUGCUGCUGUCGGUCAGGUGUCCGCGUCAGGUCUGGUGGCCCACGCCUCCCGCGUUCGUGGCCAGGGCGGUGAGCGGUACUUUUUGCUGGUUGUCGACGACUACUCGCGUUACACCACGGUCUUCCCCUUGCGCACCAAGGGUGAGGUCCCUGCUGUUCUGAUCCCUUGGAUCCGCACAGUUUGUCUCCAGCUCCGCCGCCGUUUCCGGACGGAUCUUCCUGUCCUGCGUCUGCACUCUGACAGAGGUGGUGAGUUUUCCUCCGAUCUCUUGAGGACCUUCUGUCAGGCGGAGGGCAUCGAGCAGACCUUCACGCUUCCGGACUCCCCACAGCAGAAUGGGGUUGCUGAGCGCCGCAUUGGCCUGGUCAUGGAGGUCGCUCGUACCUCCUUGGUCCACGCGGCGGCUCCCCAUUUUCUGUGGCCGUUUGCUGUCCGGUACGCCGCGCAUCAGCUCAACCUCUGGCCCCGUGUCUCCUUGCCGGAGACCUCGCCCACACUGCGUUGGACGGGGGAGGUUGGCGAUGCGUCGCGCUUCCGGGUGUGGGGUGCUCGUGCCCUUGUCCGCGAUACGUCCGCGGACAAGCUCUCCUCCCGCACGCUUCCUUGUGUCUUCCUUGGCUUUGUCCCUGACGCGCCGGGCUGGCAGUUUUACCACCCCACCUCGCGCCGGGUCUUCGCCUCUCAGGACGUCACCUUUGACGAGUCGGUGUCUCUCAGGUAG
This is a messenger RNA of Closterium sp. Yama58-4, 1893 nucleotides long. Lineage: Eukaryota; Viridiplantae; Streptophyta; Zygnematophyceae; Desmidiales; Closteriaceae. The record is from the annotation of a GenBank genome assembly.